Molecule: messenger RNA, 1527 nt
Organism: Volvox carteri f. nagariensis
Lineage: Eukaryota; Viridiplantae; Chlorophyta; Chlorophyceae; Chlamydomonadales; Volvocaceae
Exons: 1
Coding region: 1-1527 (508 amino acids)
Source: RefSeq, a predicted model, not a curated record
AUGCAAAGCCACGAGCACCUCGGCGCCAUCAGCCACUCCUGUACAGCCAAUGUGCCGCCUCCACCACACCUUGGACCCGCCCAUCCCAGCAGCCGUGUCUUGUCCGGUCGCGUUGCUGGCGGAAUCGGCGACCUGCUGCAGCAUCCUCAGCCAGGCGGGUCGCCGCCAUACCGCUACGCCGCCAACGUCGAACAAAACCCCCAGUUCAGUCCCUCGGCACCGUCAGCACAGUGCUGGCCGGCCUCGGUUGACGAACGUGGAGGUGACCAUGCUGACGGCAGCAACAAUGACGGCAGUGAUGCCGAUGACGACACCGGCAACCGUCGCGCCACCACCUCCACACGUCGCACUCGUCGCCCCGUGCCACAAACGCACACCCGCCUACACGACGGCUUCAACCUGUACCGUCAGCUCGGCGGCACCGUAUUCAUGCUGCAGAAACACCAGCGGCAAGACAACAGCCCAUCUGGCCAGCAGCUUACCCGCUUCACAACCAUGUUCGGCGGCAUUCAACCCACUGAAGCACGUGUUGCAGAUCUAGUAGACGCACUCAACCAACGCGUCAUCACAGAUUUGUCCGAUCUCACAGACCUCGAACCCCGUGUCGUGCUGCAACGGAACGAACCCAGGCACGCGCUCAACACACGCCUCCUGAUGCUCCAGGCGCGCCGCAAAGGAGCGCGUUUGGUCAGCUGGAAUGCGGACCACGUCCCGGUUAGGCAACAUGGCGCAACCCAACAACAGCCGCUCUCCCAUGUCGAAAAGGCUGUCGCAAUGCGAGUAAAAGACGCCACCUUCGACCACACCACCGCCGACACUUGGUACUACGAGGGUGCACGCUACACCCUACUCGACACCACUGCUGCCGAUGCUGGCGCGUGCCACAACAAUGAAGUCGAGGCAUGUGGCCUGCUUACCGACAGCCGUGAACCGCCCGACGACGGCCGCGGCCCGUACUGGCGCCUCCACUACCUACCUGCAGCCGUCUUGGUCCGUCCCAUUAAAGGGCACGCGCCCAAAGCGGUGCUAGCAGACUUAGCGGACUUCGCAGCCAAAGGUGCUGCCUUCGCCAUCGUACCACGGCCCUCGCCGGCAGCAAACAUCACCGUGCCAGCUGCCAACACCGGCACCGCCACCAAAAAUGUACGUCGAGUCAAUGUACCGCUUGGUGACUACUACGCCGUCACCGACUACUUCGUACAGGGCCGUAGCUUCAAGGAAGAAUGCUGGGUCACGGACCUUUCCGUCCCGCCCGGUGGCCUCAAGCGUGCAACCAUGUACGUGUUGCUCACCCGCUACAAAACACUCGACCACAUCCGCCUCCUGCGCCCGCUCUCUACCACACCCGACGAACGAGCACGAGUCGUCAAACAGUUCAUGGCAGCAACCAAGCUGGACCCCGACCUGGCGGCCGAACUCCGCCUCCUGGAUCGCCGUGCAACCGAAACCCGUGAACGCUAUACCACCGAGUACAAACACGCCAGAAACCUUGAGGAGCGUUGGACCUCCGCAGCCAACACCACCUGA